This is a messenger RNA of Acanthaster planci (crown-of-thorns starfish), 2960 nucleotides long. It is a transcript of the gene iqcd, whose product is annotated as IQ motif containing D. Gene Ontology annotation, molecular function: protein binding. The record is from RefSeq and is a predicted model, not a curated record. Lineage: Eukaryota; Metazoa; Echinodermata; Asteroidea; Valvatida; Acanthasteridae.
UUUUUAAUAUAAAUAUUGUCGACGUUAUUUGAAAAAAAGAACUCAAGAAUCAGAAUAAGGGUGAAAUAGUCCAAAGGAAAACAGUUUCCUCAAACUACUUUUCACUUGCGGAUGCCAAUCAAUGUUUACUGCGGUGUUGCUGGGCACUUGCAACUUCCGUACCGCCGUCUAUCUAGUACCCAAAUAAGCGUGGAAUAACCCUGAAGUUUGUUCAACGCACGCCGUGCACUUGUUUUCAACACCCGUUGGGCUACACCACCGUGCGCCGCAUUUACAGCCCAGGAAACUUUACAGGAAGGCUCAGCGACCAAUCAAAAUGGCAUUUGCAGACAUAGCGGUGAUGGAAACAGUUCGUCUGCUCGACAAAGUCAGGGCAGAAGGACCCAAAGAACGCCCAGAGAGAAUCUCGAAAGAACCUCCGCAGUUUAAAGCAGUGGGCCUACAUAAAACGAAGUCCAAGGAAGGAAAGCAGCCCAAAACCGACCCACUUCGAGUCUUGGAUCCCGGACGCAAGAAGCUGACAACAGUGGAAUCUCAGAGGGUGUUGGCUGUCUUAGAUGAGGCAAUCAAACGGACUGAAGUGGUUUCACUGUUGCCGUAUGUUAUUGAGAAUCUGGACAGGUUCGGCGUGGUGCUAGGUGUAGAACUCGUCACAGCUCUGGAGGAACAAAGCAGAAUGAAGAACUUGUACGCCGAUGCAUGCACACAGCUGAAUGCCAUCAGGAAUCCAGAGCCAGUCUUGGCAUCUAGUGUAAGCCGAAGGUCAUCAGCACUGUCCCAGAGGAGUGCUGGCUCACAGAGCCGGGCAUCGUCCAGGCACAGCAGCAUCAUUGCAACUGAGAAUGAUGUCAGUGAUGAGGAGGAAGAAGACGAGAUGGGCAUCUCAGAAGAGGAGGAGCAGUUGAUGCAGACGUUGGCCACCCUGAAGCAGCAGAUGAGUUUCUCCACCCGCAACAUCCUGCGUCUCCUCUCGCUGAACCCUGCCGCUGUGAACGCUGUGAGGGCGGAGCGUAAGCAGCGAGAUCAGGAGGCGGGCAACCUCAUCACCUACUUGAGCGAGCUGCGGGGAUUCAUCCUGGAGCGACUGCUGACCACACCCCUGGAGGAGAAGGAGAAGACCGAUUACCUCACCCACAUCACCAUCCGAGAGAGGAAUAACGCCCAAGUCAUCAAGAAGCUGUCAGCAGAACUCCAAGCUGCUGAAGAUGAAAAAGAUGAAGAGAUCUCCAAACGAAAUGAGGAGAUCCGUCGUCUGAAAGCCGAGCUGAACCAGAUCGAGAAGUUCUCAGAAGAGCACAUCCGCCGCACCAAGUCGGAGGCCGACAAACAGCAGCAGGCGGACGCCAAGAACUCGGAUGGCAAGCAGGCCAAGCUGCAGGCAGAGCUGCAGGCACUGAAGACACAGCUGGCCACCAACACAGCAGAACACCGAGAGAGCGAGUUGGCACUCAGGAAGAGAAAAUACAAGAUUGAAACCGAAGUUGAGAACUGGAUCCAGAAAUAUGACACUGACAUGGGUGAACGGCAGGAUGAGUAUGAGGACCUGGACACUGUCUACACAGAGGAGAAGGCCCAGCUGAACGAGCUGGAGGAGCGCUUCAAGACGCUAGAGGUGGAGUACACCACCAUCGUGGAAGAGCGGCGUGUGGCCCAGGAGAAGAAGGAGCGGGAAGAGAAGGAGCUGGCCCUGAUGAUCAAGGGUGCCACCGUCAUCCAGGCCUUCUGGAGGUCCUACAAGUGCCGCAAGGCCCUUAAGGCCAAGAAGAAGAAAGGCAAAAAGGGCAAGAAGGGCAAGAAAGGGAAGAAGUAGAACACCCCCUCUCCCCCGACGCAAAUGGAACAUCCCGCCCUUCCUUCAGAGUAUCUGCAAGUCUUUGUUCUCCAACCAUUGGUUAAAGUUUUUCUCUGUGGGAUUAUUUUGUGACUUUUUGCUCGUCACAAGUGAAUUCGCAGUUUAUCAAUAGUAUUUAUCCAUGGAAUGUUUGAAUACCAAGAAGCGUUGCUUCCCAACUUUGCCUCCAGACAUGUCUUCUAAGCAGCAUAUUUAACCCUAGCAGUACCUGCAGCCUGGUUUAGUAAGCACAUAAUGCCAAAUUCAGAAUGGUAUAAAACUACCUUCAUGGAGUUUAUGUGGAUAGGUUGCAAGGAUCUUGAAGAACGGCUUAUAGAAAGAUUACUUUACUAAGUCUUGACUAAGACCAGUAUGACAGCAUGUUAACUUACGGAAGCUUCUGGCUUCCCAGGGACUAUUGUAUUGUUGCCAGUUACAGCCUACAAGUAAAGUUUUGUUUACAACCACAUCACCAUUGUGACAUGAGAAGUAAUUAAGAAGUUGGGAAAAACAAUUUGAAUUUUAACAUUUCUGCGAUAAUUUUUCGCAAGCGAAGCGGGGACAUUAAUCUAGUUAGGAAGUUUCUUUGGCCUGACUGUUGUCAGUGAUUUUCUCUUUGAAAGAUGUGAUUAAUUAACCACCUGUCUUUUGUGAAACACAAAUCCAUCAUUGACAUUCCAAUUUUUUCAUCUGAGAAAAUUUGUACUCAUAUGUGUAAAUUUACAUGCACUUAGGAUGAACCGGGCAUUUAGUGAGUAUUCAUGUACAUGCAUGUACCCGUGUACACAUCUUGACCUUUGAACCAUUGUAGCUGUUUCUGUUAGAUAAUUUUGCUUCAUAAAAUGCAAGCCAUAAUCAAGAAAAAUAGUCUGAGAUAGUCACAUGAUUUGAGGAAUGUUUAUUCUGUUGCUUCGCUGGAUUUAUUCCCAAUUCAACACCUGUAUCAUAAUACCUUUACAUGUAUAUAGAUCAUGUUUAACGUGUUUAAUUUGAGAAGUCAUUCCGGUUUGCUUAUUUCUGUCGGACUCAUUGCUGUACAUGCAUGUACUGGAGAGUACAUGUAUCAAUAAAAGUGCAGACUGAGACAGCGUCUCGUUUAAAAUUAACAGAAAUUUGCGAUUUUCGAAAA